CCUGUUGGGCGCCUGCGCCUGACCCUACAUUCGUCCCGCCCCACGGGGCUGUGAGCUAAGCUCCAGGCCCCACAAGGCUGUCCAACAUGGUGGACUACUAUGAGGUGCUGGGCGUGCCUCGGCAGGCCUCGGCAGAGGCCAUCAAGAAGGCGUACCGCAAACUGGCGCUCAAGUGGCACCCAGACAAAAAUCCUGAGAACAAGGAUGAAGCAGAAAGAAAAUUCAAGCAAGUGGCCCAGGCCUACGAGGUGUUGUCUGACGCUAAGAAACGUGAUGUCUAUGACCGCUAUGGUGAGGCAGGAAUGGACGGAGGCACCAACACCGAUGGGGCUUCCUUCGUUGACCCUUUCGAGUUUGUCUUCACCUUCCGUGACCCAGUGGAGGUCUUCAAGGAGUUCUUCAGAGGCCAGGACCCUUUCUCAUUUGACUUCUUGGGAGACCCACUUGAGGAUUUUUUUGGAGGCCAGAGGAGCUCCCAAAGGAGGAGAAGGUCCGAAUCCCUUUUCUCCACCUUCAGUGAAUUUCCAGCGUUCGGCAGUGGUUUUUCUUCCUUUGAUACAGAAUUUACUUCCUUUGGUUCCCUGGGAAAUGGAGGCCUUUCUUCUUUCUCUAUGUCUUGUGGGAGUGGUGGAACAGGCAGUUUCAAGUCAAUGUCGACUUCCACCAAAAUAGUUAAUGGCAAAAAAGUCACUACCAAAAGAAUCAUUGAGAAUGGCCAAGAAAGAAUAGAAGUGGAAGAAGAUGGGAAGUUGAAGUCUCUUCUGAUAAAUGGCAAAGAGCAGUUGCUACGCCUCAACACCAAGUAACUCCCCUCGACUUGAAACACAUUUUGAGGGAUAGAAGGCCGUUUUGUUAAGAUGGCAAGUGAAAUCUACUUUCAGACCAACUGUACCCAAAAAUUUUUAAACAAUUCGUGAUAGUGCCGACUUGUUGUUAUUGUUGUGAUUACAUGAAUAGAAUGUUUUUAAAACCUUUGAAAAUAUCAGUAUACAUAUU
Messenger RNA from Cavia porcellus (domestic guinea pig), 996 nucleotides. Its product is annotated as dnaJ homolog subfamily B member 3. Lineage: Eukaryota; Metazoa; Chordata; Mammalia; Rodentia; Caviidae. The coding region runs from base 87 to 806 and encodes 239 amino acids. The record is from RefSeq and is a predicted model, not a curated record. The transcript has a single exon. Gene Ontology annotation, molecular function: Hsp70 protein binding.